UUAAUGUUAGUUAAUGCUAAUACAGAUGUUCAUUUAGUUGUGUAUUAACUAAUGUUUAAACUUUUGAUUUUAUACAUAUAUUAGUAAAUGCUUAAAAUAACGUUAACUAAGAUAUUUUUAAAAAUAUCACAUAUUUAGUUUCUGUGCUAAAAAUCUACUUGUGCAUGCAUAAAAAGAACUAAGUGGUAAAGUACUUUUUACUAGUACUUGUAAGUAUUUUACACACUGGACACUCCCCCAUUUCACUGGAAGGCAGGACUUCCUUUCACUAAAGCAGCCUUAAGUGUUGCACUUUUUCCUAUUCACAGUAAAAACGGCAGCAUCUUUUUAUUAAAGUAUUAUUGUAUAGUCUUGGUUAAUCUCAACCUAUGACUUUACACAACACAGCACUAUACAAUCAUCUUUAAAACUUGAAGAAAAUGUUUUUCAAGUUUAUUUAUCUCUCUUUGUGCUGCUGCUAUUUGAUGGGUGUGUUUGGUGAUGAAGUGAAGUCAGUGUCAGUGAUGGAGGGAGAUUCUGUUACUCUACACAUUGAUAUUACUGACAUACAGAGUGCUUAUAUGAUACUGUGGAGGUUUGGAUCACCAGAGACUCUCAUAGCUCGGAUCAAUAGAGAAGCCAAUAAGAUCUCAAUAUAUGAUAAUGUUCUUGAUGGGAGAUUCAGAGACAGACUGCAUUUAAAUGAUCACACUGGAGAUCUCACCAUCACAGACAUCACAACCAAUCACACUGGAGUUUAUGAAAUGACCAUCAGCGGCAAACAGAGGACCUCAUACAAAUUCAGUGUUACCGUCUAUGCUAAUCUGCCGGUUCCUGUCAUCAGCAGAGAUUCUUCACAAAGUUCCUCAUCAUCAUCAUCAUCAUUAAGCUCAAAUUGUUCAUUAUUGUGUUCAGUGUUGAAUGUGAGAGAUGUGAGUCUGUCCUGGUACAAAGGAAACAGUUUAUUGUCCAGCAUCAGUGUGUCUGAUCUCAACAUCAGCAGCAUCUCUCUUCAUCUGAAGUGUCUGGAUGAUUCUUACAGCUGUGUGGUCAACAAUCACAUCAGUAAUCAGACUCAACAUCUCAACACUGAUCUCUGUCAGACGUGUUCAGCUCUCACCUUCAUUCAUAAAGUUGUGAUCUCAUCUUCUGUUGGAUUUCUGAUGAUAACUGCGGUUCUGAUCUUCUGCUUCUGCAAGGAACACAGAAAGAGACAUCAGCAGGUUAAAUGAAAACUACAUAAAGAGAAAAGUAUUUAAAGAAAUAAUGACAUUUAUUUCGCAUAUAUGUAUUUAAAAUAUGUUAUUUUUAUUGUAUAUUCAUUUGAUCAUUUAUUAAUGGUAUUCUGCACCACUUUUUUCUGUUUUUAAUUUAAAUAUCAUGUUGGGUCUGUAUAUUUUUUCAGGAGUUUACAGGUCAAUUGGAAGGGUUUUACAGGGCAAUGUUAGUAUUAUAUUAUAACACUAUUAUAAUGUGUUUCUAAUCAAAGUAAGUCAUAAUAAAAAUCAUAAUACCAAAAUAAGAUAGAAAAUGUCAUUGAUUAAUGAUUAAAAAUGAUUUAAAAGGUAACACAAAGUAUUUCUUUUUUUGUCACUGAAUGUAUGUGACACCUUUAGCUUCAUUUCAAGUGAAACCCGGUGUGGCUUUAUUCUGUAGGCGUGGAAAGUCGUGUGGUUUUGUUGUGCUGGUGGACAUGAGAUAUGUGAUUGUGGGUGCAUUGUGUGUUUAUGGAAGUGGUGUGAACAGUACGUGACUUUCUUUUCCUGUCCAGUCAAUAUUUUCCACUCAUUACAAAACAUCACACAACCCUUAAAUCAAAGUGAUACCACUGUGAGCUUUGUAUCAAUUUAAAAACAUGCAUGAACAUCUAUGCUAUAUCAUCACUUUAAU
Molecule: messenger RNA, 1869 nt
Organism: Paramisgurnus dabryanus
Lineage: Eukaryota; Metazoa; Chordata; Actinopteri; Cypriniformes; Cobitidae
Product: SLAM family member 9-like
Source: RefSeq, a predicted model, not a curated record